This is a messenger RNA of Oryzias latipes (Japanese medaka), 3211 nucleotides long. The record is from RefSeq and is a predicted model, not a curated record. NCBI's taxonomy places the organism in Eukaryota, Metazoa, Chordata, Actinopteri, Beloniformes, Adrianichthyidae.
CGCCCCCAGAUCUAUGCGCCCCUGCUUCCAGCCUGUUGCUGCCAAACCAGCUCUCAGUCUCAAUUGCCACCUUAGCUGAUAAACUUACCUUAAUCACCGACCUUUAAACUCAGGUUAUGACUCCUCCUCCUCAGAGUUGCACUUCAGUAUGACGGAAAGCUGAUCUAAAGCGGAAUGUGGAGAAGACUCUGCUCCUUCCUCCUCCCAAACUCUGAGUCUUCUCAUUCACUGUUUGACUGCCAGCUGCGUGCGUAAACCUGUCCGGGAUGGUGACACCGGGAGUUGCUGCAUGGAAAGCAACGCUCUUCCUCCUCCUCAACCUCUCAGCUGUUGUCGCAAGGAGACACGUGGUUUACUGGAACUCCACAAACACAAGGUUAACAGCAGGAGAUCUGUCCGUCCAGGUGAAUCUGACUGAUUACCUAGACAUCUACUGCCCCCACUACCCCAGCAAGGAGACCCCAGGUGCUGACCAGCCAGAGACGCUUGACCUCUACCUGAUAGCAGAGGAUGCGUUCAAGGGCUGUGUGGAGACCAAAGGUUCCAUCAAGAGGUGGGAGUGCAACAAGCCGAAUGCUACUUUCGGACCUGUGCGCUUCUCUGAAAAGAUCCUAAGAUUCACCCCUUUCUCGCUGGGCUUUGAGUUUCUUCCUGGAAAACAUUACUACUACAGCUCUCUUCCCACAGAUGAAGGCCCUCCUCGCCCAUGUAUGAAGCUGCGUGUCACAGUGUGCUGCGAGCCCACUUCAGAGGGAUCAAAACAAAUACAAAAAACGGCACGUCUAAAUGGGGUUUCCUCUUUAAGAGCAACUUUUCUUCCACUUCUCAUCCUUCUCCUGUUGACAUGUUGAUUGGUCCAUCAUCAUCUUCCCUGUUGAUCUGUUUUUUUGUGUGAGUGGUCGGACAGACAUUAAAAACCAGGGCGAAAAUGACACGCGUUAAAUUACUCAUAGUAAAUAAAUCUACGGUUAGCUUCUAAAAUAAGACAUUUUUUGGCGGUUUACCUGUGAAAUCCCAGAAAAGUGUCUUCUACAGAAAAAGUCACAUUGACUCAGGGACCGACAAUCUGAAUUCCAGUGAUUCAUUUCUUGUUUUUUUCCACUCAUUGAGCAAAUACAAGAAAGCUACUGGGCUUGCCAUGAGACUCAUGUUUCACUGUGUGUGUGUCGGGACUUGUUCUAACAAAGUUAUGUUGCUUAAUUUUUGUUCAGUUUACAUUUCUUCAAGUUGAGAAGAGGCCAAAUCGACACACUGCUGUACUGAGUGACUCAGGCUGGUAGUUUAUGAGCUGCAGAGAAACUUUUGAGUUGGAUGUUUAGCUUCUUUUGUUCGUAAAUGCUCUGCAUGGACCAGGAAACAUUUGUAACUGUGCAUGAGUGGGAAAUGUAUGCUUUGCUUUUUCAAACUACUUACUUUGGUCAAAUAAAAUAAUUUAGAAAACAAAUGACAAGUACUUAGAAGAUUGAAGUGGGCUGCUGCGCCCCCUACUGGGAUUAAACUGGUUUUACUGGAGCCAAACUGGGUUGGUCAUAAACUUUAAAUUUGGAAGUCGGGGUUGGUGUUGUGAGGGAAGGAUGAGGUAAAGAUUUGCCGUCUCUGGCUGGACCCUAAACCUCCUGUUUUUGCACCCAUCUUCCUGCUCCAGGACUGACUUUGGAAAGGAGGAGUUGAAGGAAAAGCAGCUUCUGUUGCUUAAAUAUAUUGUAAAAGCUGACAAGGUGUUCAUGCAUCCUCCAACUUUGUUUUUUUUUUUUAUUCCAAGACUUUGACAUCUCUGCCUUUCUUCCUGGACCAAUUAUACUGAGGAUUAAUAUGGAUUCACUUUAUAAUCCCUAGCUAAUUGAUUUAGCACAAUCUUGUAUUUAAUUAAGAAGAUAAAAGUAUAUAUUUUUUAGAUAUUCUUUGUAAAAAAAAUUCCAGCAGAUAAUAUUUUCAGUAGUUAAAGCAUAAAAAUAAUCUGCAGCCCUACAUUUUUUAAUUAUGCUUUAUGUUCUGAUUAAAAAAUUAGAUGUUUUUUAUUUUAUAUUUGAUUAAUAACAAUUGGUCUGCUAAAUGCUUUAUGCUUGGAAAAUUUAAUAAGUAUGUAAAAUUUAUUUUGACUCUAGAAAAAAAAAUUGUGAGCACUUACUUUUAUUUUUUUAUAUUGUCAAAAUGUCUGGGUGUGAAAUUGUUUUGCUGUUUUGAGGCAUAUCUUUGCUUUUGUUUUGUUUUUAUUCUCUUAUGCUGAUUUCUGCAAUGGACGAUAAACCAACGUUGGGAUUUUUGCCUACUGGCCUUUUUUUCCAUUGAAUGUUAUCCUUUAGUAGUAGAUGUUUGUGUUUUAUUGGUGUAUUUUUUAUUUUAUUUGUUGCUGGUUUGUUUGCUUUCACAUUUUAGUGAAGAAUAUUGCUUCUUCUGUGAAGAGCCAUCUGCAAUCUGAGCCUUUUUAUUGUGGCAGGUCAACAAAAUAAAUGAUUGCAUUGAAAUGCUCAGGGUUGGUUUCUUUUUUUUUUCUUUAACUUCCUGUUUAAACAAGUUUAAAUGGAUUUUCUUGUGAAAUAACAGGUACCUGUGACAAGUCACAAACAUCCAGAACAUUAUUUAUUGGACAAAUGCAUUCAGUGUUUUACACAAAUUCUUGAGAUAAGGAGACUUCGGGGACUUAAAAUGACCUUGCGGUAUAAGAGGCCAUUGUAAUGUGAGUAACCUGAUGGAAUAUUGAGCUGGGAUUUUAUCUAUGGGGCCUCUGAGGCUGAUAAGACUGAUACCCAGUGGAUUUCUGGUAUUAUUAGACACUCUGGUAUUUUUGCCAAUACAUUGACCUUAAAGCAGUUAUUUUCUGUCAACAUGAGGGCUGAGGUUCAAUCCAGCUCAAAAAGAGAUGAGGUUUCUUUGUGUUUUAAAUAUAGGAGCGUACAUCUAAAUAAGCUGUAAAAUGCAUUUCCAUUUAUAUAAGCUGUAAUGUUGAACGUCUUAUGAAGCCAGAGAUGCAAUUUCCUGGAUAACAGUGCUAAUGCUCCUAUUUCAUGGUUUAUGAUCUCUUCUGAUGACACGUUUGUCGCCGUUAAGGCAUGUUGUCGCGAAGCGCCUUUGAUUCUGACCCUCACAUAGAGAUUUCCAAAGCUCAUGUUUUCUUUCUUUUGCCAUUGUGCAUGAAGCAAGAGGGCUGAAAUUGUUGGACAGAGAUGGAAACUUGUAAGGGGGAAAAAAAUUAAAAGAAAAUCCCGUCCGC